This is a messenger RNA of Humulus lupulus (European hop), 2215 nucleotides long. RefSeq names its product monogalactosyldiacylglycerol synthase 2, chloroplastic. Lineage: Eukaryota; Viridiplantae; Streptophyta; Magnoliopsida; Rosales; Cannabaceae. The record is from RefSeq and is a predicted model, not a curated record. The transcript is spliced from 8 exons. Gene Ontology annotation, molecular function: hexosyltransferase activity. The coding region runs from base 532 to 1950 and encodes 472 amino acids. Gene Ontology annotation, biological process: glycolipid biosynthetic process.
AAGAAAAAAGAAAAAAAAAUCCAUCAUACCAACCAAUGAUUAUUGGUAUAUUAUAAAGCAAAAUUGUAAGAAAAGAUUCGAAUCUUCCUUCAUCUCUUCCGAACAUUCCAAACUAAAAUGCGGAUCUCAAACCCCAUGUGUAUGUAAUAUAUAUACAACUCUUAACUCAUCAUAUUCAAAUUCCAUAAUUCUAUAAUUUUCUAUUCUAUUUUCCAGGCACCCAAACAACCUCUCCUCCCUCCACGUUCUUGCCAACUCAGAAUACUUCAAGCUAAACAAUUUCAGCCAUUAGCGCCAUAUUUUUCUCUGUCCCACCCACACAACCUCUAUUAAUUCCUCUAUCUUUCUCUGUCUCUCUGUUACCGGAAAUUACCAUUUCCGGCGGCCGGAAGGAGGGCCGGCCGGUGAUCCCUUCCUGGAUUUUAUAAAAAAAGCUUCUAAAGCUUGUUUCAGUUGCUACUUUGAGCUUUUUCUUAGUUUCUAGAUUCUGGGUUCCGGUGGGUCGGUGAUUGUACGGACGACAGGACGGCCAUGGCGAUGUCUGUGGCGUCGUCGCCGAGAGAAUCUAUAGCGGAAAAGGUGUUUAAGAGAGUUGGAAGAGGAGGAUAUUCUUAUUAUCUUGGAGGAAGGAGUGGUAGUAAUAAUAACGGUAACAACAAGAGGAGGUGUGGGAAUGAUGAGAUGGAGUUUGAUUAUGACGAAGAUGAUGGGACGAUGGAGCUGGCCCAGAUUGGUGCCGAGAGAACCAAGAACGUGUUGAUUCUCAUGAGCGACACCGGCGGUGGUCACCGGGCUUCCGCCGAGGCUAUUCGAGACGCCUUUAAAAUGGAGUUUGGAGAUGAAUACAGGAUAUUUGUAAAAGAUGUGUGGAAAGAGUACACAGGUUGGCCCCUAAACAACAUGGAGAGAUCGUACAAGUUCAUGGUGAAACAUGUACAACUAUGGAAAGUUGCGUUUCAUAGCACCUCCCCCCGUUGGAUACACUCUUCUUAUCUUGCAGCCAUUGCCGCCUACUAUGCCAAGGAGGUGGAGACUGGUUUAAUGGAGUACAAACCAGAUAUUAUCAUUAGUGUGCAUCCAUUGAUGCAGCAUAUUCCUUUGUGGGUUCUCAAAUGGCAGGGCCUUCAGAAGAAAGUGGUUUUUGUAACAGUUAUCACAGACCUUAACUCUUGCCAUCCUACAUGGUUUCACCCUGGGGUGAACAGGUGCUACUGCCCAUCACAAGAGGUGGCUAAAAGGGCCUUUCUAGACGGCCUAGACGAAUCUCAAACUCGAGUUUUUGGAUUGCCAAUCCGGCCAUCUUUUGCUCGAGCAGUUCUUUCUAAGGAUCAAUUGAGGAAAGAACUCGAAAUGGAUCCUGACUUGCCUGCGGUUUUGCUAAUGGGAGGUGGUGAAGGAAUGGGACCUGUAAAGAAGACUGCAAUGGCUCUUGGCGAAUCACUCUAUGACAAAGAAGCUGGAAAACCAAUUGGACAGUUAAUCAUCAUAUGUGGCCGGAAUAAAACACUUCUAUCCACACUUGAAUCUGAAGAAUGGAAGAUUUCAGUGAAAAUUCGAGGUUUCGAAAACCAAAUGGAGAAAUGGAUGGGAGCUUGUGAUUGCAUAAUAACAAAGGCUGGACCUGGUACAAUUGCUGAGGCCUUGAUUAGAGGUCUUCCCAUCAUUCUAAAUGACUACAUUCCAGGACAAGAGAAGGGAAAUGUGCCUUAUGUUGUUGAUAAUGGAGCUGGUGUCUUCACAAGGAGUCCUAAAGAGACAGCCAGACUAGUGGCCGAAUGGUUUAGUACCAAAGCUGAUGAACUCAUGAGAAUGUCUGAGAAUGCACUCAAACUAGCUCAACCAGAGGCUGUUUUCGACAUUGUUAGAGACAUUCACGAACUCGCUGAGCAACGCGGGCCUCUAGCACGCAUCCCUUACAUGUUGACUUCAUCAUUCACAAGUUUAAUCUAAGUUAAUUCAUUCCUUCUUGUGUCUUUCUUUCAAUGUUUACAGGAAAAUUCACUGAUAGAAUAUUGCAUGUACAGGUUGUUAGCUCUAAUGUUAUCAUUCUUUGGUCUUUAGAGGCUUGUUUUUUCUUUAAAAGACUUAACAAGCCCUAAUGUUUGUAAUGGUUGUGAUUGUUUUUUUUUUCUUUUCCAUCAAGUUUUUUAUGGGAAAAAAAGUAGGAUAAUUGGAACAUGAAGAUGUUGUAAUAUAUGUAGUGCUAUUUGCCUCU